AUGCUUGGACAUGGAUGUAGGUGGCGAGGGAACGUGCGCUCCUGCUUCUACUUUCUUGCCAGUUGCCACAGCUUUUGCAACAGCACAACACCAACAACGGGCGCCACAGUCCACGACCAUCACCAUGCCGUCCAUACACACAUCCAACACGUCAGAAGACCGACAACGAGCACCACAGCCGGCGACAAUCACCAUGCCAUGCCGUCCAGAGAACGCACAUCCGAAACAUCGGACCCAAAGGCACGCUCACAUGACAGCCCCAGGGCCCGCCCUCGCGACUCACGCCGAACAGCCCUUCCACCUGCUCAACCUCCCACUUUGCAAAGCUCAGCCUACAUCUUCAUCGCGCAAACACUGUUCACCAAAUCACAUACCGUCACAUACAGACUGCCAGCACACCCUCGCCCAACACUCGAAAGACUCGGUGACUGGUUCCGUUCAUUGGACGCCUUGUAUCGGACACAUCUUCGUGGCGUCUCGGUCAAAAUUGACGACGGGUGGAUGUCAUCCUCCGAGUGGGCUAAUAUGGCGUGGGAAUUGUGGAAGGUGGCUGACAGCAUGCCAACCUCAACCCCCAACACCGAGCAGAAGCCGUUCCAACUCCUCGAUCUGCCGCCCGAGAUCUGGAGCGAUAUUGCAAAGCGCAUAGUCGACAACCUUGACAUCGUCACCUGGAACGACAUCAUCUUGAAAAGAUCACCCGCCGCGCCUGCUGUAGCUCAGACAUGUCAGGCACUCCGCACAGAGGUACUGCCGUACUACUACAAGAACAAGAUCUAUAUCAGGAUGACUAGCGCAGACACGGAGAGAGGUCUGACGAAGGUGGGAGACUGGUUCGCUAGAGUGGCUGAAGACCAUCUGAAGUACGUCGGUGGUGUGGUGGUCAGAGAUGUCACUCGAGUAGAGCGCAACCCGCCUUUAGGAAGGUUGCAUGAACGCGACUCCCAUGUAUGGAACGAACGUAUUGAGAAGCUUUGGUCAUCGUCGAUUGGAUUCGAGCUCGUCUUGUGGAGGGAGGUUGAGGGUGAAGACAGGAUCUACGAUGUUCAGUUCUGGUGA
Molecule: messenger RNA, 1059 nt
Organism: Fulvia fulva
Lineage: Eukaryota; Fungi; Ascomycota; Dothideomycetes; Mycosphaerellales; Mycosphaerellaceae
Exons: 2
Coding region: 1-1059 (352 amino acids)
Source: RefSeq, a predicted model, not a curated record